Molecule: messenger RNA, 301 nt
Organism: Astrephomene gubernaculifera
Lineage: Eukaryota; Viridiplantae; Chlorophyta; Chlorophyceae; Chlamydomonadales; Astrephomenaceae
Source: the annotation of a GenBank genome assembly
CGCUGACUACGACUGGCGGCGGCCGUUUGGGGAUGAGGGUGAAGGGGAGCAGGUCGCGGACGAGUCGCCGGGCGGCUCCCCGCCCACCCUCCAGGGGCUGCAGCUGGAGGUGACCCCUGGGUCGCUGCUGGCGGUGUGUGGAGAGGUGGGCUGCGGCAAGAGCAGCCUGCUAGCCGCCUUGCUGGGGGAGCUGCAGCCGCUGAGGAGCAGAACCAGCGCCAGCCAGUCCGCCGCAUCUCCUUCUUCCUCCGCCCCUUCCUCGUCCUCAUCAUCCCCAUCAGCUGCAGCAAGAGGCGCCGGA